This is a messenger RNA of Oryza brachyantha (malo sina), 917 nucleotides long. RefSeq names its product glycine-rich cell wall structural protein 2-like. Lineage: Eukaryota; Viridiplantae; Streptophyta; Magnoliopsida; Poales; Poaceae. The coding region runs from base 1 to 765 and encodes 254 amino acids. The transcript has a single exon. The record is from RefSeq and is a predicted model, not a curated record.
AUGGCUAGAAAGGUAGCAGCUAUUGCCUUUGUUGUGCUUGUGAGCAUUGGCCUAUCCAAUGCAGCAAGGGUAGCUAGAUUCACAGCUAAGGGAGGUGGUGGCGGCGGUGGUGAAGGGGGCGGUGGGGGAGGGGGUGAGGGUGGUGGUGGGUCAGGGUAUGGGUCUGGUUAUGGUGCAGGUUACGGACAAGGAGGUGGAGCCUCUGGUGGAGGUUACGGGCAGGGUGGAGGCGGUGGAGGUGGUGGUGGACAGGGUGGUGGCAGUGGAUCCGGCUAUGGAUCAGGGUAUGGCCAAGGUGGCGGAGUGUCUGGUGGAGGCUAUGGGAAAGGUGGUGGAGGUGGUGGAGGACAAGGUGGUGGUGCUGGUGGGUCUGGCUAUGGGUCUGGAUACGGUUCGGGAUAUGGUCAAGGCGGUGGAGCUUCGGGUGGAGGUUAUGGACAAGGUGGUGGAGGUGGUGGCGGUGGAGGACAAGAUGGUGGAAAUGGAUCGGGUUAUGGAUCUGGAUAUGGUUCUGGCUAUGGUCAGGGUGGUGGAGCUUCCGGUGGAGGCUAUGGGCAAGGUGGUGGUGGCGGUGGCGGUAGCGGACAAGGGGGUGGCAAUGGAUCCGGAUACGGCACUGGCUAUGGUCAAGGCGGUGGAGCUUAUGCUGGAGGCUAUGGGCAAGGUGGUGGAGGAGGCGGAGGUGGCGGCCAAGGUGGUGGUGGUUCAGGUAGCGGCUCAGGUUAUGGCUCUGGGUACGGUAGCGGUGCUGGUGGAAGCCCGUAGAGUUCAGUUUUGAACAAAAGCAAAGGAAUAUGUGUUUACGAUAAAAACACCCAUUUGCAUUUCCAUGUAACGAAUAACAAAUUUUAGUUUUAUGUCGAUGUACUUGUAACAUGUUUUGAAAUAACGGGUGUUAUAGCUUUUGUUUGAGUUAA